This is a messenger RNA of Acanthamoeba castellanii str. Neff, 2820 nucleotides long. RefSeq names its product cation transport domain containing protein. NCBI's taxonomy places the organism in Eukaryota, Discosea, Longamoebia, Acanthamoebidae. Gene Ontology annotation, molecular function: monoatomic cation transmembrane transporter activity. Gene Ontology annotation, cellular component: plasma membrane. The record is from RefSeq and is a predicted model, not a curated record. The transcript is spliced from 17 exons. The coding region runs from base 1 to 2820 and encodes 939 amino acids. Gene Ontology annotation, biological process: transmembrane transport; monoatomic cation transport.
AUGGAGGCAGCUGCCUCGCCCGACUGGAGCUCGGACGAUGCGACGAGCCACGAGCGCCGGCAGGAGCGACGGUCCUAUCGCAUCUCGACCAUGGGCGCCCCGCCUGCCCGCAGCUUCGACGAGCCACGUAGCGGCCGUGAAGAUCGUCGACGCGCCGUCCUGGGCGAUGAAGCCGCGGGCAUCGAUCUGCGGCGCGGACUGCGGCGGCUGGAGGUCGCGGGCACGGGCCGGCGGAGCGAGGGUAGUGCGCUGCGGCCCCAACUGGAGCCGCCGAACGCGAGGAUGCGCUUCGGCUCGCCCAUGGUGAGGGCCCUCUUCAGGACUGCCGAGCAGGAGAUUGGACCCCAACGCCGACCCAGCGGGACGAGCAUCGAUUUGAGCGAUAUUGAGCAGAGCCAGCUGGAGGAGGAACGGCAGGACCGCAAGAAUAAGAAGAAGAAGAAGAAAAGCAAGAAGAAGCGGAAGAAGAGCAACGACAAGAAGAGAGGGAAGGAAAAGGAGAAGGAGACCACGACCGACGAACACGACGAUGAAGCUUCGCUGGUGAAGAGGACCAGCACGGGAGCAGCAACGACGACAAAGAAAAAGAAGAAGCCCUCGAUCGACGGAAGGAGAAGGAAGUCUUAUAUCUUCCCCAUCGAUGAAGCAGCUCAUUUGCUGCAAGAGCCGGCGGUUCCGUUGCACGUGUGGUUCUACCAGACGGUCCUCAAUUUCUUGUGGCCCCCGCUCAACUACUAUCGCCUCCACUUCCUCUACAUCUGCUGCUGCUCUGUUUUCGGCGGCCUCUUGAUCUAUCUGUCGCAGGGUCCUGGCAACAUGUCCUACACUGAUGCCCUCUUUCUCAGCACCUCGGCCGUCACCACUUGCGGGUUGGUCACGACGGACACGGCGAGGGUGAACCGGUUGGGCCAGUUUUGGGUGGUGGUGCUGAUGAUCGUGGGCAACUUCGUGCUUCUCACCCUCCCGCCCGUCUUCCUCCGCCUCUACUACUUCCGCAAGCACUUCCGCACCACCGGCCUCCGAUGCAAACGCCGAGUCGGUCGACUCACGCCUGGAGUUGGCACAGCCGAGUACAGCGCGCUGAAGUGGUUCGCGGCGAUCGUGCCGCUCUACUACUUUGCAUGGGUGGGCAUUUCGAGCUUCAUCAUCUCCUUCUACUUCUCCGUCAGCUCCAGCGCCCGAGACGUGCUUCGCCAAUACGGCAACAAUCCCGUCUGGUGGGCCAUCUUCCACUCAGUGUCUUCGUUCUCGAAUGCGGGCAUUUCGACCACCCCCAACAACAUGGUGGCUUUCCAGGACUACCCUUUCCCGCUCUUUGUCUCGUCCCUCCUCAUCCUUGCCGGUUACACGGCCUUCCCGCUGCUGAUGCGUUUCAUCGUAUGGUGCCUCUAUCGCCACAACAAACUCAUUGACUACCGGCCCGUGUUCAAGUACAUGCUCGACCACCCGCGUCGCUGCUUCACCCACUUGUUCCCCGCUGCCGAGACCAGGUGGCUGCUGCUGGUUUUCAUCUUCCUCAACUCGGUCGAGUUCUUGUCCGAGAUUAUAUUGGACUGGUACAGCGAAGCCUACCACGGGUUCACGCCCGGGCUCAAGCUCGCCAACAUGUACUACCAGACCAUUUCCAUCCGGGUGGCGGGAUUCAAUUCCAUCGACGUAAACAAGCUCAACACCGCCCUCCUGUGGCUCUACACCGGCAUGAUGUACAUCUCCGCCACGCCUGUGGCCAUCGCUGUGCGCUACACCGGCGCAGCCCGAGCGCAAGAAAUCGGCAUUAAGCGUGGUAUACCGAUGAACAAUACGCUGGCGGCGCAGGCGCAGAACAUAUUCGUAAAGCACACCAUCGUCCUGUUCGUGGCGGUGCUCUUCAUCAUUAUGAUCGAAGAAUUACCGCUCACCUCCGACCCCAACUUCUCCAUCUUCAAGAUCAUCUUCGAGAUCGUGUCUGCGUAUGGGCCAGUGGGUCUGUCGCUGGGGUAUGGGGACAAGCCGUACUCGUUUUCCGGGGCCUUCCGUGAUGGAUCCAAGCUCAUCAUCAUCUUCAUCAUGAUCCUCGGCAAGCACCGCGGUCUGCCGGAUUCGAUCGAUUCCGCCAUUUCGCUGCCCUCCACGAUGCAGCCGCGCGACCUGGAGCGAGGCGACGCGCCACGAACCAGCGCCGAGCGUCGCCGACGUCAGCGCUACGAGAGCGACGAUGAUGACCAUGAUCGCAACGACAAGCGUCGCGAUGAUGACCGCGCCGGGGGUGACAGCAGUGAUGAUGACGAUGACGGCGGGCCGACAAAGCGGGUUAAGCGCGUCGCGUGGGCGCUCUGGGAUUCACUGCUCGGGCACGACGACGGCCACCACCGGCCCAACGCCAACGCCAACUCAGACGACGACGACGAGGACCCGGGCCUCAGCGCCGCGCCCACCUACGGACAUAAAACGCUGGAGCGACAGGACUUCGGCAAGGCUGCUGCUACUGGUGUAUCGGACUUAAAAUCGGCCGACAGCGCGUCGACCGAGGAGUGGCGCGACCUGCUGCAGCCGCUGGAGAUGACCAAGGACCACCCGAUGCACGGGCGGCACCGCCGGAGCUACGACACGCUUCCGCUGCCCGCGCCCACGACAGAGCCUGAGCGUCAGCAGCAGGAACAGCAGACAUCGCCGGGUCAUCACCAUCACGACUUCGACGACAAACACAACUCUGGCAUUCACGACAGUUCGCUGGUGGCUGAUGACGACGGUGGCGGCCACCAUCUCCUCGUCCAGCACUACCACCACCCUCACCACCGCAACCUCUCCCUGCCGGCAGUCUUCCAGCGCCCUAUCGCCUGA